AUGUUACUUGGAUUAGUGAUUAUAGUCAGUGGACUAGGAUGUCUAAUGGUGUUGGAACGUCUCUUUCCGGAUCAACCAUUGACAUAUGUACCAGGCUGGUGGAAACGUGUUCUACUCAUUAAUUUUUAUCAAUUAUUAGUGGUGGUCGUCGGUACUUAUACAUGGGAAGCGUGGCUACCUGAUGCACAUUUAUUUCAUUUACGUGACUUUGUUUCACCUCUGAUGGGUGGCAUUAUUGCUUAUAUCAUUCAUACAUGGUUUUUCUAUUGGUUUCAUCGUGCCAGACACAAUGUCUAUUUCUUAUGGCUGUGGUUUCAUCAACUGCAUCACAGUGCACAACGAAUCGAGACAAUAACGUCCUUUUACAAAGCUCCUCAAGAAAUUCUCGUUGAUUCAAUUAUUAUGACGAUAUUGCUCUAUCCAGUACUCGGUCUCUCCAAAGAAUCAAGUGUUUGGUUGGCAGCUUUUGCUGCUUUUGGUGAAUAUGUUUAUCACAUGAAUAUCAAGACACCACGAUGGAUAGGUUAUUUCUUUCAACGUCCUGAAGCUCAUCGAAUUCAUCAUCUACGCAAUAAACGUGAUCAUGGAAAAAAUUAUGGUGAUCUACCACUAUGGGAUAUUCUAGGUGGUACUUUUGAAAAUCCAGCGAAAAUGGAUCAACCAACGGGUUUUUCAUCCAAAGAUGAAAGUAGAGUAUUAGAAAUGAUUUGUGGUCGCGAUGUGUUAUUGUCACCCAAACAAAAAACAAGACAUGCCUAUAAACAACGAUAUACACUCGCAACUAUUGGAGCUAUUCUCUGGAUCAUUCUUGGCCUUGGUCAAUCCAUUGGUUACGUUUUUAACAUGCCACAACUGCGUGGCUUGAGUUUUGCAACCGUCGCAUCUCCAUUACCUCUCGUUUUUUCAGUUGCACCGAAUGGAAUGGAAACUUUUUCUACCAGUUUUCGUCUCCAAGUCUUUGAACAAAUUCAAAGUCAAUGUAAUGAUACUGAAGAGUGUAUAUCUGAUCAUCUAGUGAUGGAUACUGUCUUGACACCAGAGCUCUACGGUACACUUAAUGAUAAACCUUAUAAUUUACGAAAUGCGUAUGGUGUUCUUUUUUCUCAUGGGCCCUUUUUUCAAGAUGAAAAGGCUUUAAAUCUGCGUGAUCGAGUUUUGAAGUAUAGUCUAUGUAAUAAUGGUCCAUUAGCACGUGCAUUCCAUUUACCGAUGAAUACAAGUCGUAUUCUGGUACAUGUGCAUUCUCAUACUAAAACACAGCGACCACAUCAAACAGAUUGGAUAAUGAACAUUACCUGUGUAUAA
Molecule: messenger RNA, 1305 nt
Organism: Rotaria sp. Silwood1
Lineage: Eukaryota; Metazoa; Rotifera; Eurotatoria; Philodinida; Philodinidae
Source: the annotation of a GenBank genome assembly